GACCAGUCCCGUACCAGUUCUCUGCUGCUGUACUCGUACUCAAUGUGACUUCGACCCGACAAUAAGCGAGGGAGCGUUGCGGUCACUGCUACCCCUGUCCCUGGGACAAGGACUCGUACUAGGAUGACUCCGAUCCUGUCACCCUCUGUUGAAGAUUUGAAGUUGAAGGAGAAAGUUGAGAACCAGGAACGUGAAAUUGAACUGUUGAGAGAAUGGCGGUUACGUGAGCUGAACGGACGAAGGGAGGCGGAGCAGGAUGUUGAUCGUUUGAAGGAAAAGAUGGUUCGGUUGGAAGUUGGGAGACGCACACCGACUGCUUCUAACCUCAAGGCACGCUUGGACAAGGUGGCUGUGGCGACUGCGGAUCAAGGGAAGAGGCUGGUGAGUCCUGCUACGCAGGCGGUGGAGGCUAAUGAUCGGGAAGCCUUUAUGCUUGAAACGAGACAUACCUUGGGGGGUGAAGUUGGGUGGUUUCCUUCUUUGUUUGACUCCGAUUCCAGGGCGCGGAUUCGGCGCGGCGCGGAGGUUGACCAAAAUGAGUCAACAUCCGUUGCCGCGUCGCAUCGUCUUCCGACAGCGGCGGUUAGAGAUUGGCCGACGCCCCGCACACUGACUGAGUUGCGAUUGUUCCUAAGUCUGGCUAACUACUAUAGGAAGUUUGUGAGGAACUUCUCGACUAUCGCCGCCCCCCUUCGCAGGUUGCUCAAGAAAGAGGCAAUCUGGCAAUGGGAUAAGGACUGUAUGUCUGCGCUAAAGAAGUUGAAGCGCGCGUUGAUAGAGUACCCUGUCCUCAAAGUACCAGAUCCAUCUUUGCCAUUUGUCGUCACCACGGACGCGAGUCAGUAUGGAAUGGGCGUCGUGUUACAGCAGGACAACGAGAAUGGUUACAGACCCAUAGAGUCUAUGCCAUCAAGGAUGCCCUCAGAGAAGGUCGCUACCUCGACAUAUGAGAGGGAACUCUACGCUCUCAGGCAGGCCUUAGAGCACUCGAAGCAUUACCUGCUUGGGAGGAACUUCAAGGUGUAUUCAGACCAUGAGACACUUCCGUGGCUGAAGACACAGGCCGUUGAGAUAGACCGGUACGACUUUGAGCUCAAGCCUGUUAAAGGCAAGUACAAUGUAGUUGCGGAUGCUCUAAAUGUCUUGUCCAUUGUUCUCUUAUUACGGACGACACAUCCACUCUUCGUCUCAUCAUCUGAUAUACUGCCUUCACCGUUAGAGUUUGUAGAGGAUGAGAUUGGCCCACUGAAGGAAGGAAUGGGGUUCCUCGUUUGCGUGUUGGCGGUUAGCUCAUUCGGUGUACCACCAACGAGCCUGGUGUUGGCAAUAGGGAGCCAGUGUGUGAUAGGGACGUUGUGGAGGGAGAAGGCAUCGUAUGGUUUGUUGAGAAAGACGAAGACGUCCUCUUGGGGAAGGCCGGUGAAGGGGGGAUAUCCGUUGACCGGAAGGUUGGGGGAAUGUUACCCGUUAAGGGUGUUGUGGUGGAUGGGGGGAGGUGGCGGGGGGGGGGAUGUGGUGGUGACGAUCUGGAUGGCAAGGGUGCGACUUUCAAUGGUGGUCACGCGAGCAGAGAUGGCGGAAAUGGAUGUUUUGAUGUUGUCCAUGGAUGACUGGAGAGAUGUCAUCAUGUGGAAAAGACCCGUGAGGACGAUGGCGACAUCGGGUGCUGGUGUUUGCUCGCCUGCGAGGUUGUGGGCGGUGCUGUCGACGAAGUCGGAGUGGAUGCCGGACAUAUCAAUGCUGGAUGAUUGGGCCAUGGUGGGGGAGGAAGCGGUGGUAGGGGUGAUCUGGGUAUGGGUGGAAGUGAUAGUGGAUGAAGUCAUGAGGGGUUUUGACUGGGAGGGAAUGGUUGAUGAUUGCGUGACGGCGGGGGUUGUCGUCUUGGUGACCAAGGUGGGGGUAGUGGUGGAUGAAGGCGGGGGUGUGGAUGCCGUGCUAGCGGAGAGGGCGGUGGACGUGGGGAUCUGGGUGAUUGGUGUAGAUGUGGAGGCGGAGGAUGGGGGAAGUGAGGUGGCACCCAAGGAAGUCAUGAAGUACGAGGCUAAGCUUUUCCGGAUGGCAUAUAUUAUGGAUCGUAAGUCGGAAAGCUCGGAGAUGUUUCUGGGUCACCUGAGCUUCUAUCGCGAGUUUUACUUGGAGGUGAAGGCUGCCAAAGGCCGAGAAGAGUUGCACGAGAAAGAAUUGCUUUCGAAAAUGGAAAUGCAGAAAGAGAAACUGGCUGAGAAAGAGCGUGAGUUGUCGCAACUGAAAAAGGACGGUGAGAAGAAGGCACGUGAAACCUGGGUCGAGUUGGAGGUUACACGGAAGGCAAGGGAUGCUUUACAAGGGAGGGUCAAGGAAUUGAAAAACGAGCUGGCCACAGUCAGCGAGAACAUGAGAGUGGCAGAGGAGACAGCUCGUAAGAACAGGGAAGACUUGAAACGAUUCGCAAUGCAAGCUGUUCGAGAGACCGAUCAUCGGGAAAAGGAGGCUACUGAGAGGGAGGUUUCACUUAGAAGGCUGAUGCAGGUGGAGAUUGCCGAACAGGAGAAGCACUGGAAAGCUAAGUUCAACGAAAAGGUCAGAGCUCUUCAGAGUCGACUUGGAAAAUUUCAGAAGGAGAACAAAUUCCUUCAUGACCAGAUCAAGGCUCUUCAAAGAAGACUGGGAACGUCUCAGAGGGAGGUAAAGCUUUUGAACGAACAGGUGAGCUCAGAGGAGGGGGGGGCUGGGAAUGGGCCGGAUGGCGACUGUGCGGACAGCUUGGACAUCUUGGAGGGAGAGGACUCCAAUGGUGCCCAAGCCCUUCAAAAUGUGCCUUCUGUUCAAUUGCACAAUGCUGCAGAUAGGAAAUGGAAACGUGUCUCUGCACUUAAAGCUACCAUGGAUGAACUUCUGCAACGUGCUGAACAUGGACUCACACCGACGCAGAUUCUUAAUAACUUUGCAAGAGCAUUACCCGAUCCACUCCAUACUCAACUAUAUCCCCGUACCAAAGAAGAGGGGAUGACUUAUGAGAAGUUCAGCAAGAUCGCAUUAGAUCAUGCUGGUUUCUUGGCCGAAGCCAAUUACUGCCAUUACUGGAAAGAUCUACAAGCGGGAAAGAAGUGGCAGAACCGCACCAUCUCAGGAAGUAUUCCUGGGAAAGACAACAUUCUUCUGACCUUUGAAGAAGGAGGUGUCGAAACUCUUUCCUACGACCAAAUAGACUAUGGUCUGGAAGGGGAUGCACAUAGCGGACCGGUAGUUCAGGAGGGGGACUACACGGCCGUUGUAGCCCGCAGGGGAGGGCGACAAGGAAGAGGUCGUACACGUGGAAGAGGAGGCCGCGGACGUGGAGGAAAAGGACCCGGAACUAGAGGGGUGGUGGCGAAGGUAGCUGCUAUGUGGGAGGAAGGGGCAAUGGUCCCUCGCAAGGUGGCCAAGGUUUCAACUCCACUUGGGGAAGAGGCACUUGGUAUAAUAACUGGGAUAAGCCAUAACCGCCCCAUCCAGGUCAUAAGUAGCAGUGGAGGAGAUGGAGGAGAUGGAAAAGGGGAUGGUCCCUCGCUAAAGAAAAAGGAGAGGAUGGAAAAGAGAGAGUUGAUUAAGCAGGCGAAGAUGCUAGCCUUGCUAGAAGAACAGGAGGCGAAGCAGAAACAUAUGGAGGAAGAACUAGCAAGAUGGAAGGAGCAGGAGGAGAAGCUGGCAGCAGUUGAGGCAGAAGCAGAAGAAGAAGUAGAAGAAGAGGGAGAGGUUGAAGAAGAAGAGCCGCUAGAGAGGAGGGUUGAGGUUUUGGAGUUGACAUUGGAAAUGCAAAAGCUUGAUUCUGAGAAGGCGCAGCUGCAAGCACAG
Messenger RNA from Chara braunii, 3813 nucleotides. The record is from the annotation of a GenBank genome assembly. Lineage: Eukaryota; Viridiplantae; Streptophyta; Charophyceae; Charales; Characeae.